Molecule: messenger RNA, 903 nt
Organism: Endocarpon pusillum Z07020
Lineage: Eukaryota; Fungi; Ascomycota; Eurotiomycetes; Verrucariales; Verrucariaceae
Exons: 2
Coding region: 1-903 (300 amino acids)
Source: RefSeq, a predicted model, not a curated record
AUGGCAACCUUCAAUGCCGACUCCAACACUUGGUACCACAUCACAGAAUCUGGUGUUGGUUUCUCUGGCUCCCUAGGCAGCGCCAGUGCUUCUGACAGCGGCGCAGCAGCAGUCUUCAUCCACGCCUUCAAUGCGUCUGAUCCUGGGGAUUCAUGGCAGAUCCUUCCCAUCUCUAACACAACGUUCGCAUUUCGCAGCAAGCUGGGAACGGCGCGACACCAAUUGGAUGUCAAUCUCAAUCCGAUGGAGUCAGACGAGAGCCGCACGCAGCCCAGACUGGCCCCCACAGAUCUGCUCUCUAAGUCACAGCAGUGGACUAUUCAACCAUGGACGGAUGGUGAGUCGUGGAAGCUACAGAAUCUAGCAAACGGAACGUCAUACAAUCUAGAUGUACAUUCUGGGAUUGGAGAGCCCCUUUUCAUGUCAGGCACGACGGAAGAGUUGCCUAAGCGUGAAGGGCAGCACUGGAUGUUUUCGAGCAAGAGUGCGAUUAAUGAUAGAGCUUUCUCUACAAGCGAAGGAGUGCUUUCUCCAACAUCUGUUGUCAAAAUUAGUUCUAGCAUGGGGUUUAGCUCAACUUCUACCAUGACAUCCGCUUUUGCUAUGCCAACCCAGUCCCUGCAAGCGUCCCCGGACCAACAAGCAGUCUCCAAAUCGCCGUCUCUUGGGGUUUUUGUCGGGGUGCCCGUCGGCGUGAGUGCUGUCCUGAUCCUCCUGGCAGUGUUUCUUCUAUACUGGUGGAGGAAGCGCCGAACCAGGAAAGCAUCAUCUCAAAACAAGCCUGCCAAUCCGGGGCGGGGUGAGGCCAUGCCUACAUGGCCUAAACCAGAGCUUGAUGGAAAGCCCGUGCCCGACGCUGGUUGGUUGGCGCGUGCACGAUAUUCAGAUGGAGCAGGUGCCUAG